Messenger RNA from Lotus japonicus, 923 nucleotides. RefSeq names its product putative F-box protein PP2-B12. The record is from RefSeq and is a predicted model, not a curated record. The transcript is spliced from 3 exons. Lineage: Eukaryota; Viridiplantae; Streptophyta; Magnoliopsida; Fabales; Fabaceae. Gene Ontology annotation, molecular function: protein binding. Bases 22 to 792 code for a protein of 256 amino acids.
GAGAGAGAGAGAGAGAGAGAUAUGGAAUUGCCGGAAGGAUGCAUCGCUGAUAUACUGUGUCGCACUACUCCGUUGGAUGUCGCCAGGAUCUCAGUCAUUUCUAAGAUCUUCUCCUCUGCCGCUGAUUCUAAUACCAUUUGGGAACAUUUUCUCCCUUCUGAUUAUCGUUCCAUCAUUUCCAUGUCUCCUUCCUUGGCCAAUGCUCCUUCAAAAAAAGCCAUAUAUCUCGCUCUCUCUGAUCACCCUAUCAUCAUUGACCAGGGUAAAAAGAGCUUUCAAUUGGACAGGAAGAGUGGGAAGAAAUGUUACAUGCUUGCUGCCAGAUCUCUCUACAUUUCUAGCGGUGACGAUGAACAUUACUGCCACUGGGUCACCCUCCCUGAGUCUAGGUUUGGAGAAGUUGCCAUGCUUAAAGUUGCGUCCAGGUCUGUUAUUUGUGGGAAGAUAAAUACUGUUGAUUUGUCCCCAAACACUCAAUAUGCAUCUUUUCUUGUUUUUAAGUUGAUCAAUGCUCAUGGAUUUCAUUGCAAACCUAUGUUGUUAUGGAUUAACAUUUCUGGAGGCCCUAUCUGUUCUAAGGCGGUUUGUUUGGACUUGAGGUCAAAAGGUAGGGACAAUAUAUUCAAAUUUCGAAAUGUGAGAAGUGAUGGCUUGUUGGAGAUUGAGAUAGGGGAGUUCUUCAAUUCAGGCCUAGAAGAUGGUGAAGUAGAGAUGCGUGUUAUGAUGAUAAAGGGGAAUGGUAGUUUCUAUCUUGAAGGAAUAGAAGUUAGGCCUAAAAUUCUCAUCACAUGAAAAAUGGUAGAUAGGCCUAGAAAAUAUGUUAAGGGUAUUGCAACUUUUGUGGUAGAAAAUAUGGUCUCCAAAUGAAUUUCUUUUUCAUUUCUUAGUUUUUGACCAAAUAAACUUAUUAUGUGUCUGUUUGU